GGUAAACGGUUUGUUUAUUUUCGUCCACGUUGUUCGUACUUCUGAAUUCAGCUCGUUCCGUUUAACCAUACGUCUUGACAAAUGUAGUCGGUCGAAACGUGAAACGGGAUGGACCAGAACGCAGAGGAGCCGGUGAACCCGGCUUUGUUCCUUUCUGACGAGGGCUUUGCCAUUUCUUUCCAUUUGAUCCUCACUGAAGAAGAGGAGAAGAACGCGCUUGCGGAGGUGAUAUGGAACAGCGGCGGACGCGUCGAACAGGAAUAUUGUCAGAUGCAGCCCAAAACUGUCCUACUCGUCGAUCAGCAGACAUACGAGAACAGGAACGACUUCAACAGGAUAGCCUUCAAACACCAGUACAUAAAUGACUGCAUUAGCAAAAAUGAACUAUUGAAUCUUACCGACUACUUGUACUACAAAGACGUAGAAGACAGCCCGGAAUAUUUUCUAGAUGUCAUCUAUUACAGGAUAAGAGAUUUUAGGCAUAUCGAGAAAUUUCCAGAUGAAAAGGAUAACUUGUAUACCGUGAUGUCGUUAUCACCGAUGUCUUCCAUGGGGAGUCCUCGAGGUACAUCUAGUUCUAUGGUGGAUUCAAACCCCACGAGAAAAAUGCUAUUACCUCUAUCUUUUAACUCUACAUCAAAAGGAAAUAAGGCUUUUUUCAGUUACGCUUCAAACGGAAUCUUGCAGUCACUGUCUUCCUGGACCUCUCCCGAAUCGAUAAGUGCAAAAAGCAAAUUCAGCAGGAGCACGUCGAGCAACAUAGCCUUAAACUGUUUACUUAAAACACUCAACCAAUCUUCAAAACGCCCCAAAGUUGGAGACUUUAAAUUUCACAAGAUUUCACGAUUAAAAGUCAAAUCGCAAUCCAAAGAGGUUAAUUUGUUGAAUAAAUCUAACCAGGACAAAAUGGAGGAUUCCUCCCAAGCGAAAACUGUAUCUAAAGCGACACCAGAAACAUCGAGUGAUAGCAAGGGCUUGCAAAUUGAAAACAUAGAAAAUCAAGAGAACCAACAAAAUAUCAAUUCAAACCAACAGAGAAUGCAAAAAGAUGAUGUAAAUAAAAUUUUGAAAACAUCUAAAAAUAACUGUGAAGUCAAUAAUGUAACCAAAGACAAAGUUUUAGAAAAAGGAAAACAGAAACCUGUAGUACCAACUAAGAUAAGAAAAACAAGAUUGAAAGAUGAAAAUAAUGAGGAUGUUAAAAAGAUUAUUAAGAAGAAAAACAGAAGUGUUGAUAAUUUAUCAAAACAAAAUAAGUUCACUGUUUACAGAAAUGAAGAUAAUAGUUUACAGCAAAAGAAAUUAGACCAAGCCAAAAGAUUAACAAAAGAUUGUUUCAUGUGUAAUAUUAAAAACAAAGAAAAAUUGAAGAUCAAAAAUACCAAAGCAAACAAUUUAUUUAAAACUGAUAAUAUAUUAAAAACACAACUAUUGGCUAACAAAACCAUUCCAACAACGAAGCUUGUCAGGGCGAAGUUUGUUGUAAAAGAAUCAAUUGGCAAAAAUAAGAAAAAAGAAAGUGUAAAAAGUACAAGCCUUUUGAAACAAAUUGGACAUGCAUCUAUCAGGAAGAAGUUGAAAGAUAGCAAUUUGAUGAAUAAAUCCAUUCUUAGUCUAAGAAGUUCAACAAAUCUCAUGAACCGUUUGGAAAAUAUAUCUAGAGAUUCGACAGAAAGAAAACCUGUAAAUAAAUCUGAUUUGAAACCUAUGCAAAUCUCUUUGACAAAAUUGAAGUCUAAACAAAACCAACAAGAUUUCAACACAUUAAAAAUAUACUCAGAAGGACAGCACAAAAAUUAUUCAAAAAAUAAGGCGUUUGAAGAGAAAGAUAGGUUGCGACGAUUGAUUCAGCAUGCCAUCAACAGGCGUGCUAUUGUUAGACUGACAAGAAUCCCGUUGACAGAACUUGCUUGUUCAAGUGGUGCAAACAUAAAACUAUGCUCAAAAUCGAAAGAACCUCCAUCCAUGGUUACAACUAGACAAGCAAAAAGAAACCAUUCACAAGAUUGCAAUGCUAUAAAAAGAAAACAAACCUGUGAUAAAAGGAGUACAAAAAUGAAGAUCUCAGAAAACAAUGUGUAUAAAAAUAAACUUAAAACAUCAAAUAGAUUCAGGGAAAUUAAGAAAUUACAAAUGCUCACUACUAAAACUAAUACAAAUUUAAAUGUUAAAUUGAGAAAGGAAAAAAGUACGCCAAAAAGUUCUUGUUCAAGAAAAAAUACUAAUGGAUUUCGAACAGCCUGCUCAAUAAAGGAAAAACAGGAUUCAGAAGCUGAAAAAUCUAAAAACAAAACCAGUCAUACAAAAAUAGACAAAUUGCAAGUCAAAAGCUCUACAAAAUUACAAGAUAUACGAAUAACACGAUCUGCAAAAAGACUAGAAUUAAAAGCUAAAAAUAGUAGCAAAUUAAAAGGCACUGUACCAUUACAAAAGACAUCCCUUGAUAUGCCAAAAAAGAAAGAAGCAGAAUUUAUAAAUGCACCAUUAAAAAAAGUCAAUAUUUCAAAACUGACCGAAAAGGAAAUUAAAAAUGUAUUAAAUAAUAAAGACAUUCCAGCUGGUUUUUUGAGUAUCCUCAAGGCAAAAAAUGAACUAAAAAACGGUGGUUUGUCCAGAACUGUUCUAAAGUCUUUGAACAAUAUAAAUAAUAUAAAAAACAAAAAUAGAAACAAUUGUAAAGAUAACAAAGUACAAAUUAUUAAAGUGCUAAGAACAUUGAGGUUAUUGCGUAGGAUUGCUCUCAACAGCAAUAAUUCAUAGGGGGCCCGCCAUUGGAAAAUUUAAAGGUUUUUUGGUAAGAUGAUAUAGAGUGAGAAAGUUCUGUGUGUAAUCAUCUUUAAGUUCAAAAUGAACACUUGUAAAUUAAAAAUAGUAAUUGUAAAAAUUAAUGUACAGAUGUAACAAAUUUAAAUAUGCCUCAGCCACUAUUUUCUUAAUUUUUAUUGUAACAAUUGUUAUUGUAAGAAAGUUCUGUGUGAAAUUGAUUUUAUGUAAAAAAUGAGCAUUUGUAAAUAACUAAAAUAAUAUUUUAAAGUUAAUACACCGGUAUAACAAAUUUAGUUUUGAUAAUUGUUACUGUUAUUAAAUGUUUUGAGUUUUGAUAAUUUAGAUAACUGAGAUGUAUUAAAAAAAAUUGUGAUCAAUUUAAAUUA
Molecule: messenger RNA, 3152 nt
Organism: Cimex lectularius (bed bug)
Lineage: Eukaryota; Metazoa; Arthropoda; Insecta; Hemiptera; Cimicidae
Product: probable E3 ubiquitin-protein ligase bre1
Exons: 2
Coding region: 109-2760 (883 amino acids)
Source: RefSeq, a predicted model, not a curated record